UCCUAUCAACAAAGGACGACAAUGAAAGCCAAACAACGUACAUGAAAUAGUUUUAAAAUCUUACCCUACCUUCUGGUACCAACAGCAAGAAUUAACUACUGCAGUAGUGUGUCUUCAAUUGAAUAGAGGUUUCCAAUAUUCUUAAUCGUGGAGGCCAAAGAGCGGUCGAAGUACCGGCGCUGUGACCUGAACCAGCCGAGCGCCGGCGCCGGCGCCGCCAGUGCGGCCGGCAUGGGCGGGGAGUGCGUGGUGGUGCGGCGCGCGCGCGCCGGCGACGCGGCUGCGCGCGCGCAGCUGCUACGCGACGCCUACGCCGCGCUCAACCACGACGCCUUUAUGUAUUUCUAUUUCCAUGAGGCCACAUUGCAAGCAGUGGUGCUGGUGGGUGCCGGAUUGUUCAUCUUCCUGGGCUGCGGGCUCGGCACGCUGGCGGCCCUGCCCGCGCUGGCCGCUGUCGUUGUGUUCCUGGCGGUGCGGUUGGCACAUGAUCAUAUGGCUUCUGUACAGGCGGCGCGCCUCCGCACAGAGAAGUCGGGCUGGGUGGCGGAGCGGCGCGGGCCGCCGACGGCGCCGGCGCCGGCACGGGUGUCGGUGUUGGUGUGCGAGGAGGACGCAGCGCCGGCCGCCGGGGGCGCCGCCGCGCUGGUGGGCUCGGUGUCUGUGCGCGCGAGCCGCGACAGCGCGGGCGGCUGGCUGGAGGGGCUGGCGGUGUGUCCGCGCUGGCGGCGGCGCGGCGUGGGGCGCGCGCUGGAGGCGGCGGCGCGCCGCGGGGCCGCCGCACGGCUGCGCUACGGCGCGCUGCACGCCGUCACCAGCUCGCUGCAGCCCGCCGCGAGAGCCAUACUGCACGACGCCGGAUGGCAGUGCACGGCGGCGUACGCGCGGCCGCUGGUGGGCGCGGCGCUGGUGCUGCCGCUGGCGCGCCUCGAGAGGGACCUGAUGGAGCCGGCGUGACGCGUGACGCGCGACGCGCGCUGCCAGUGACGACGUCGUCACUCCACGACUGAAUGUUACAAUUUGCCUUUUAAUAAAAUUUGAUAUAAAACGUUUUAUAGCGAAUGCAAUCUGAAUUUAUGUAUAAGAAGAAUCUCAACAUUCCAUCCAGUUUUUAUUCAAAUAAACAUUUUAUAAUGUGAUAAGUAAUAAAUGUAAUAAUAAUAAGAGUUCAUUGUAAACUAGUUCAAAGUAUGAUCUAACAUUUUUUCUGAAUGUAAUAUAAUUACUUAGGUAUUUAGUAACGAUAAAGAGUGAUUUACAUUAUAUAGAAUUUAGUAAGUUCAGUAACCACUAAUCAAACACCAGCAGAGGUAUAUCAGGCAGUAUACAAAAUUAUUAUUUUUUGAUUAAUACAAAUAAAAAUAUAUACAACGUGUUACACCAACCACUGAAAACCUCAGACACCCCAACAGAUUUUUAUUAUUUAGAGUUAGUCUAGAGAAUUUAUUCUUAAAUCGGCCUGUUAUUUCCAAAGAUAUUGCUGUUUCUUUUAUUUUCGUAAGUCUA
Molecule: messenger RNA, 1503 nt
Organism: Leguminivora glycinivorella
Lineage: Eukaryota; Metazoa; Arthropoda; Insecta; Lepidoptera; Tortricidae
Exons: 4
Coding region: 232-954 (240 amino acids)
Molecular function (GO): N-acetyltransferase activity
Source: RefSeq, a predicted model, not a curated record